Messenger RNA from Synchiropus splendidus (mandarinfish), 2956 nucleotides. RefSeq names its product kinesin family member 17 (gene kif17). NCBI's taxonomy places the organism in Eukaryota, Metazoa, Chordata, Actinopteri, Syngnathiformes, Callionymidae. Gene Ontology annotation, molecular function: microtubule binding; ATP binding; microtubule motor activity. Bases 1 to 2334 code for a protein of 777 amino acids. The record is from RefSeq and is a predicted model, not a curated record. Gene Ontology annotation, biological process: microtubule-based movement. The transcript is spliced from 14 exons.
AUGGGGUCAGAGUCUGUGAAAGUUGCGGUCCGAUGUAGGCCACUCAAUGACAGGGAGAGGACCCUUGGCUCAAAGAUGGUGCUGAGCAUGGAUCCGCAGCGGUGUCAGUGUUUCAUAGAGAAGCCGGGAGCCGUGGACGAGCCACCUAAGCAAUUCACUUUUGACGGGACCUACUUCUUAGAUCAAACCACUGAGCAGAUAUACAAUGAAAUUGCAUAUCCUUUAGUUGAGGGUGUCACCGAAGGAUAUAAUGGCACGAUCUUUGCCUAUGGACAAACUGGAAGUGGCAAGUCCUUCACCAUGCAGGGUACAUCCGAGAGCACUGCCCAGAGAGGAAUUAUCCCGAGAGCUUUUGAGCAUAUCUUUGAGAGCAUUCAGUGUGCAGAAGACACCAAAUUCUUGGUGAGGGCGUCCUACCUGGAGAUCUACAAUGAAGAAAUCCGAGACCUUCUGGGAAAUGAUGCAAGACAAAGACUGGAGGUGAAAGAGCACCCAGAAAAGGGCGUAUAUGUACGGGAUCUGUCCAUGCAUACGGUGCACAGUGUUGUCGAGUGUGAGAGAAUCAUAGAUCAAGGAUGGAAGAACCGGGCGGUGGGCUACACCCUGAUGAACAAGGAGUCGUCCCGCUCCCACUCCAUCUUCACUAUCCACCUGGAGAUCUGCAGCACUGACCCUGCAGGUCAGGAUCACCUACGAGCAGGAAAGCUCAACCUGGUUGAUCUUGCAGGAAGCGAACGUCAGUCCAAAACCGGAGCCUCGGGCGAGCGGCUCCGUGAGGCCACCAAGAUCAACCUCUCGCUCUCUGCUCUCGGCAACGUCAUCUCCGCUCUGGUGGACGGUCGCUCCAAGUACAUCCCGUACAGAGACUCUAAGCUUACUAGGCUGCUUCAGGACUCCCUGGGUGGGAACACCAGGACCUUGAUGAUUGCUUGUCUGUCUCCUGCUGACAACAACUAUGAGGAAAGUCUGAGCACUCUUCGCUAUGCCAACCGUGCGAAGAGCAUCCAGAACAGACCUCGCAUCAACGAAGACCCCAAGGAUGCUCUGCUGCGGGAGUAUCAAGAGGAGAUCAAGAAGUUGAGGGCAAUGAUUUCUAAUAAGUUGGAGUCAGAUGGAUUUUUAAAUGCUUCCUCUUCAAAACCAGAUUCCUGCAGCACAGAUGAUGAGAAGGAGAAAAUUAAAAAGGAUUAUGAGCAGCGACUGGCUAAAUUACAGGCGGAUUAUGAUGCAGAGCAGGAGUCCAAGGUGAAGCUGCAGGAGGACAUGGUGGCUCUGAGGCGCUCCUUUGAAUCUAAACUGUCCAACCUGGAGAAGACUCAAGGCAGCAGGGGGAGCUCUGGUGCCACCAACGGCCGCAGAAGACAAAACAUGUCACCGGAAACACUGACUCAGUUGUCUGAACCACCAGAGAAUGAGGACACUCUUCCACAUGAAUCCAGGGUUGUAGACCCCUCUGAGACGACCACAGCUGAAUCUCUUGAUCAAAAACAAGCCCUUAAAAGACUGCAGCAACUGGAGCAGGAGGUUCUGGGCGGGGAGCAGGCCCGGAACAAGGAGCUGCGGCAGAAACAACAGCAGAGGAAGAGUCUGGCUGACCAGAGAAGGAUGCAGCUGAUUCAUGCUCUGUCGGAGAACAGCGAGGAGAGCGAGGACGUUCUGUUUGACGUCUACAACUCCAUCCAGGAGGAAGUCCAUGCCAAGUCUCACAUGCUAUCCCGAGUCCAAGGAAAGCUGAAAGCAGCUAAGCUGGAGAUUCGGGACCUGCAGUCGGAGUUUGAGGCGGAGAGAAACGACUAUCUGAUGAGCAUCCGCCGGCUGGAGAGGGAAGGUCAACUGCUGCACGAUCUGCUGGAGCGCAUGGCGCCCCUCGUGCGCAGAGAUUGCAACUACAGCAGCCUAGACAGACUGAAGAGAGAAGCAGUGUGGGAUGAGGAGAGCGCCACCUGGAGGCUGCCCGAAGUGACGUUGCAGAAAACAACGCUUCCCUCUGCCGUGGUUCCAAAAUCACAACGAGGCUCAGCUGCCGAUGCCGACCUGGAAGAAGAGGAAGACCGGUUUAAGGAAAUGCUGGACCGCAGUGCCAGUGAGAACAUCGCCAGCAGUUACUUCAGGUCCAAGAGGACGAGUCAGUUGUUGGGAGGCGAGACCAGCAAAGCUCACGCAAUUCACUCUCCCACGCAUCUCGCCAGCAACGCUCCUAGCGUCUGCUCACCUGUCAGCUCUGAUGCCGUUCUGCCCCGCCCCUUCCGCCUCGAAUCAUUAGACAUCCCAGUAUCCAGUGGUAAGGUGAAGCGCAAAAAAAGCCAAAUGCUAAAGAUAAGCAAAGAAACCUGAUAAUGUUCUGUUUAGUGCCUGCACCAAUAUUACCUGUUAAUAUGAUGCACAUGAAUGAUUGUGAUCCUAACAUACUGCAUUUUUCUGAAGUUAAAAAAUAAACAAAAAUUAAACACACACACAUAGGCUUGUUAGAUACCAGAUGCCUUUGAUGUACUUGACCACUCCUCACCAUGAUAAGAUGACACCAUGAUAAUGUUGCUUGCAUGAUUGUUGAGUGAAAAUCAGUUUCAGUAAAGCAUUGUACGCGUUCAGAACAUUGGUGCAACUGUUUAUUAACUAAGCAUCAUUUGUUUACUUCUGCCUGAGCAACACUUAAAUACAGACGGUUUGAUAGAACGCACCUAGGUUCUGAGAAUCCAGAACACGGCUGUUUCCAGAACCAGGACCGCCCCCGUGUGAAUGGCCUUUGCGACGAAGAGAAAAGUCACUCACAAUGUGAUUUAUUUUAGUGUGAAAGCUUGUUUGCCAAUGUUGUUUCACGCUUCAAGUAGUAUCAAUCAUGGGACUAGUUUCAGGCCUAGUUUAGGAACUGUUUCAAGACGCAUGGUGCAGUUAACUGAAAAAAUGGUAAUAAAAGGAGUGGUGAAAAUAUAAUUAUUAAUAUGAGAAAGUGUCUUAU